UCUUUGCGCCAACACCAUCUUUGAAAACGACCUCGAACUCACCCACCCUGUUGUUCGAAUCCUACCAUACCAGCUCGAACUUUACAAGAUGCCGAAAGAACGCAACUUUAAUCCGGUACAAGCCCAGAGAAAGGCUGACAAAGCGAAAGCGAUAAAGAAAGGCAAGGCCGAAGUCCAGUCCCGUCGCAAUGAGAAACUUGCACGCCGGAAUCCCGAACGAAUCCAGAAGCAGAUCGACGAUCUCAAAGCUAUUACGACAGGGGGCGGUAAACUUUCUCGGCAUGAAGAGCAAGUUCUUGAAGGUCUCGAGAAGGAACUCCAUGCAGUGAAGAAGGCACGCGAAGUACUAGGCGACAAAGCACCCACAUUCGGCCGCGGCGGUUAUGAUCGCGAUGGCGAUGCUUCAAGGGGCGUGCUUGGAAAGCGGAGACGGGACAACGAUGAGUUGACCAGCGAUGAGGAUGUCCCCGAUGAAGUCAAGCGAAUCCCCAUGCCGCGAGAUACCCCUCCACCGAUCCCAAAGGAAGUGAUGGAUAAGUGGUAUGCUAAGAGACGAGCGAGGCGACAGGCUGAGCAGGCCGAACAACAAAAGUCAGAGGAAAAGGAAGACAAACCUGCAGCGCCAGAGCCCAAGACGGUGUACGAAGCCAAGCCAAUGGUCCGAAAUUUGGCACAAGAGGCAGUUUCUGCUUUCGUGCCUACGGCUGUAAAGAUCAAGAUGGACAAGGGCAAGGGCCAAGCAGGGUUGAUGGAGCCCGAGGAGGCGGACAGGCUCGAGCAAGAAGGCUAUUUAAAGUCAACAACCUCCGUGGAUGAGACCGCAGUUGCCGGGCCCAGGAAGGCUAUGGUGGAGGAUGUUGAAGAUAAUGAUGUCUGAGUGGGACCGCCGAUUGCUUCGUCAAAUCUAAAAACACACGCAUUGGUCUGAGAGUGCGUACCGACGAAGCCCGAUGCCGACUCCUUGCCUCGAAAUCAUCGAAAUCGUUACGGUGGUCGUCCCUGCGACUUGGCGCCAAACACACACCCAACAGGGGAUUGCUUCUGGUCGGCUUGUUUUGAUUGAUCGCUUUCGCGGUUCAAAACCUGCCGCGUGCCAGACGACGUAUUACGAGAGUUCUCGUCAGUGGAGACGGAUGGCAGGCCGAGAGUACUGUCCUCUAAUAUCACAAGCUGCGGAAGUAUGAAAAGAGUUCAGACAGUGAACCUACACCAAUAGCCAAAGCGGUGACAGUCAGCCAGACCUGAACAUACAUUCAAACCGCUGCAUUGCGAAUGCAAUCUCUCCCACCGACAACUUUCAGGCCAAACGAGGAAACCGUCUUCCACCAACGGUGCAACAUAACGACGUGGAAUAUUCAAUCGAACAAGCGGUAUCCUGCUCGGAACUCGACUCUGUCUGGGAUAACGCACGAAAGGAAUCUUAUGCUGUCAUAUUGAAAUUAUCGGGCCAU
Molecule: messenger RNA, 1451 nt
Organism: Colletotrichum destructivum
Lineage: Eukaryota; Fungi; Ascomycota; Sordariomycetes; Glomerellales; Glomerellaceae
Product: Putative WW domain binding protein
Exons: 2
Coding region: 89-877 (262 amino acids)
Biological process (GO): RNA processing
Source: RefSeq, a predicted model, not a curated record